UCUCCAGCCAGGCCCUUCCCGCUGCUCCCUGGGAGCCUCUCCCAGGGCAGAGCCCCCAGCCUGGUGAGGGCCCCUUCCCGGCCUGGCCCCUGCCCCAGGGGGGCCCCGCUCGGAGGGAAGAUGCUGGUGACCUUCGAGGAGGUGGCUGUGUAUUUCACCCAGGGGCAGGGGGCUCUGCUGGACCCCGCUCAGAGAGCCCUCUACAGGGGCGUCAUGCAGGAGAACUACGAGACGGUGACCUCGCUGGGAUUCCCCUUUCCCAAACCUGAGCUUAUCUCCCACCUGGAACGAGGGGAAGAGCCGUGGGUCCCGGAUCUCCAGGUCUCCGAGGAAAGAGAGAGCCUGAGACGCACCUGCACAGCAGGUGCUGAGCGAGGGAGUGAGAACAAGGAGGGGAAUCAUCAUGAGGCAGUUCCUGGGGAAGUGGAACCACAGGGGACCUUUGUGGGAAGAGCUGAAGGGAAUUUUUCCCAGUGCGGGGAACAAGGAGAAGCCUGGGGAAAUUGGCACAGGUCAGAGAACCUUCAGGGUCACCACCCAAGGAAAAAACUGGAUGAAUCUAUUAAAUGUGGGGGAGGAGACAAGGAUCCCACAACCCAGCAGACAAAUCCCAAGGAAGAGACAUCCUGUCACUGCCUGCAGUGUGGGAAAGGAUUCAUUCCGAGAUCACAGCUUCUUACACAUCAGACAAUCCAUAAUGGAGAGAAACCCCUUCAAUGCUUCGACUGUGGGGAAAGCUUCAAGAAUCGCUCAGACCUGAAUAACCAUGGGAGAAGCCACACAGUAGAGAGAGCCUCUCAAUGCCUCAAGUGUGGAAAAUGUUUCAUUUGGAAGUCAGAACUGCUUAGACAUCAGUUAAGUCACACAGGAGAGAGACCCUAUAAGUGCUUUGACUGUCUGAAAAGUUUCAUACAGAGGUCAGACCUCCUUAAACAUCAGGCAGUCCACACAGGAGAGAGACCCCAUAAGUGCUUCGACUGUGGGAAAAGUUUCAUACAGAGGUCAGACCUUUUUAAUCAUCAGGCAAUCCACACAGGAGAGAGACCCCAUAAGUGCUUGGACUGUGGGAAAAGUUUCAUACGGAGGUCAGACCUUACUCAUCAUCAGAGAAUCCACACAGGAGAGAGACCUCACAAGUGCUUGGACUGUGAGAAAAGUUUUAUACGGAGGCCAGACCUUAUUCAACAUCAGAGAAUCCACACAGGAGAGAGACCUCACAAGUGCCUGGACUGUGGGAAAAGUUUCAGACGGAGGUCAGCUCUUUUUAAACAUCAGGCAUUACACACAGGAGAGGGAUCCCAUAAGUGUUUAGUCUGUGGAAAAAGUUUUGUAUGGAGGUCAGACCUUGUUAAACAUCAGGUAUUCCACAUAGGAGAGAGACACCAUAAAUGUUUAGACUGUGGAAAAAGAUUCAUACGGAGGUCAGACCUUGUUAAACAUCAGGCCAUCCACACAGGAGAGAGACCCCAUAAGUGUGUGGACUGUGGAAAAAGUUUCAUACAGAGGUCAGACCUUCUUAAACAUCAAUUAAUCCACACAGGAGAGAGACCCCACAAGUGUUUAGUCUGUGGAAAAGGUUUCAUAUGGAGGUCACGCCUUGUUAAACAUCAGAGAAUCCACACAGGAGAAAGACCCCACCAGUGCUUGGACUGUGUGGAAAUUUCACACAGAGAUCACACCUCAUUAAUCAUGAGAGAAUCCACACAGGAUCUAAAGUUCUCUGAGACAGGGACAGAAAGUGUUAAGGAAAUUGCACGUCAUUGACCUAGAUUCAACCUUUAGAGACAUGUUAGAAAAGUCCUCGUUAGAUAAACUAGAGCUUCAAAAGGUAAACGUGUAUUGUUAAAGACAUGGAAGAAGAUGGUAACUAUAGUAGUCGUUGUUUAGCUAUAUCUUGUUAGAGGUGAACAAUGGUAAUAAACGGUUCCUGUCUAGGGCUGUAUUCUGUUAAUUCAAAGAUCAAAAGGGAAUAUUAACAUUUAGAUAAAACUUGAUUGUAAUAAUGUCAUUGUUUGUCUUCUGAAAGUUUGUGAUAAACUGUCUAUGAACUGCUUUAUGGAGAAUUACCUGAUGUUAAUCUAUGUAAUUACCAGUGAUGAUUAGGAAAUAGAAGGUUACUUCAAAAGCCUAUUGUUUAGCCAAGGACUGUGUGCUGUCAAGAUGCUGCAAAAAUGAUCCUUUCUUCUCUGAUCUGCCUAAGCUUUAUUCAAUGGGGAGUGUGAGUCAGAAGACGGAGAUCUCCAGUCCCAUCUGGACCCCCCUGACAUUGAAAUUUGGAUAUUGGACUAGAACUUGAUGAAAUGAUUCUGAAAAGGACUCUUUGCAAUUCUAAAGCAUCAUCCCUACAGUGAAACUGACCUAAGGACUCUAUGCAUGGCUGUAUGUACAAUGAUCUUUUCACCAACACUCUCUCUUUUCUUCUUUUAAUAAAUCUUAGUUGAGUUAAUA
Molecule: messenger RNA, 2448 nt
Organism: Chelonia mydas (Green sea turtle)
Lineage: Eukaryota; Metazoa; Chordata; Testudines; Cheloniidae
Product: zinc finger protein 436-like
Exons: 4
Coding region: 121-1764 (547 amino acids)
Biological process (GO): regulation of DNA-templated transcription
Source: RefSeq, a predicted model, not a curated record